Molecule: messenger RNA, 3082 nt
Organism: Elaeis guineensis (African oil palm)
Lineage: Eukaryota; Viridiplantae; Streptophyta; Magnoliopsida; Arecales; Arecaceae
Product: probable trehalase
Biological process (GO): trehalose catabolic process
Molecular function (GO): alpha,alpha-trehalase activity
Source: RefSeq, a predicted model, not a curated record
GGAGAAGGUGAACAGGCCGGGGAGCAAGUAGUUCAAAAGAGGCCAUUUUGCACAUACUUUGGACUCAAUGGCUAGGCGAUCGCUAUGUGCCUCGACAAUGUCACAUGCCACAAUAACAGGGUGGCGGUACUCACAAGGCUAAAGAGAUUGGUAGAAGCUGCGAAAGAGUGUAAGAUAGCUGCUCAACUGGAUCCAGCUUAUGGGCGGGUGCCUCAAAGGCUAGAUUCCCUGCUUAUAAGGUGGACAAGUUGAUUGAGUGGACUGUUUCAGCUCGAAGAGUAUCGUAUAAUGUUGCAGUUAAUCUAUAACCAGAGAAAAUGAUUGGAGGUCGCCGGAAUGUACCUAGCUGGAGACUCUUCAAUGUUUAAAUCUAAUAGAGUUUUGAAAGAAAACAUAAGAGAUGAAGGACAGGUUAAAGUAUAAAAAAAUAGUAUUCGGAUUUCUCAUCAUAUCUUAGUUUUGUAAUUGAUAUUUAUGAAGAACGGGGUGCAAAUCUGUAUUGUUAGAAUCACACAAUUCAUGAAUGAGUGGUUGGAUUUUUUUCUUAUCUUCUGAUCUGAGUGCUUCCAUUAUCUAUUGAUCUGAUUGAUCCCGAUGUUUAUUUUUGGGCAUAUUGAGAUUACAUCGAGUUGUAACUGAUUAUUCAGAGAUUUUACUAACUAUUUACUAGAUGCAUGUCGUCGUAUGGGCUGAGCCGUGAGAUAAGGUUUUAGGGAUGAAAAAUCUGAGCUAUAUUAACAUCGGUUCAGUUUUAAAAAUGAUUUUACGCCGGCUAACCCCCACGCCUUAAAGCCAAUUGUCCGACACCAACAGGAAGCACAGACCGGAAUCCGAAUUCACGAUCCACACCCGCAAAUACCUCCGGAAAGCAUGGCGCCUCCCACAACGCCAAAGAGCGCCUCCAAUGCUAAAGUCUCGAUUUCCUUGCUCCUGUCGCUCCCCCUCCUCUUCUUCUCCUCGUUCGCGAUGCAGGUCUCCACCGCCCCUUGCGGCGACGCCUCCGCCCCUGUGAAGCCCACCACCCCGCUCAUCUCCUUCCUCGAGAGCCUCCAGUCCGCCGCUCUCGCGACCCUCGGCCCCGACGGCUUCGACCCCAAGCUCUACGUCGACCUCCCCCUCAAGACCGACCUCGCCGCCACCGAGGAGGCCUUCGCGAGGCUCCCGCGGCCGGGUGGCGUGAUUCCGGUCUCGGAUUUGGAUAGGUUUCUAGGCGACUAUUUUGGAGAGGCCGGGUCGGAUUUGGUGCAUGCGGAGCCGGAGGAUUUCGUGGCGGAGCCGGAGGGGUUCUUGCCCAAGGUGGAGAACCCGAAGGUGCGGGCUUGGGCGCUGGAGGUGCACUCGCUGUGGAAGAAUUUGACCAGGAGGGUGUCGGAUGAGGUGAGAAGGCGGCCGGAGCGGCACACGUUGCUGCCGCUGCCCGGGCCGGUGGUGGUGCCGGGCUCCCGAUUUAGAGAGGUUUAUUACUGGGAUUCCUACUGGAUUAUAAGGGGCUUACUAGCAAGCAAAAUGUAUGAUACUGCAAAGUCAAUAGCGAAUAAUCUAAUUUCGCUGAUUGAUAUUUAUGGCUUUGUGCUGAAUGGUGCAAGGACAUACUAUACUAAUCGAAGCCAACCUCCACUUCUUAGUUCAAUGGUAUUCGAAAUAUAUAGGAGAAGUGGUGAUUUGGCAUUUGUGAAGAAAUCACUCCCUUCAUUGCUGAAAGAGCAUAGCUUCUGGAAUUCAGAUAUACACAAAGUAAUCAUUCAAGAUCUUCAAGGAUGCAAACACUCUGUGAGUCACUAUUAUGCAAUGUGGAACAAACCCAGGCCAGAAACCGCAACAAUUGACGAGGAAUCAGCUUCUAAGCUUGCAAGUGCUUCUCAGAAAGAAAUUUUUUACCACCAAGUUGCUUCAACAGCUGAAUCUGGAUGGGACUUCAGUUCUCGCUGGAUGAGUAAUUCAUCUGACUUCACAACAUUAGCAACAACAUCAAUCAUACCUGUGGACCUGAAUGCAUUCAUAUACAAGAUGGAACUUGACAUUGCCUUCUUUGCAAAACUCAUUGGGGAUAAUUCAACCUCAGAGAAAUUCUUGGCAGCUUCAAAAGCACGACAGGCAGCAAUAAAGUCCAUUUUCUGGAACUCAGAAAUGGAACAAUGGCUUGACUACUGGCUUAUCAGUAAGAGCAACUGUGAGGAAGUUAACCAGUGGGAAGCUCACUAUCAGAACCGUAAUAUUUUUGCAUCCAACUUUAUUCCUUUGUGGAUUGAGACAUACAGCACAGAUUUAUGUAAAGAUGGGACAAUGGUAGAGAAAGUGCUGAAAAGCCUCCAAAGCUCAGGUCUACUUCGUGUUGGUGGCAUUGCAACUUCAUUGUCAAAUACUGGGCAACAAUGGGAUUUUCCAAAUGGUUGGGCGCCCUUGCAACAUAUGGUUGUGGAAGGAUUGGCAAAUUCUGUUUCAAAAGAAGCAAAGUCUGUGGCUGAGGAUAUUGCUAUAAGGUGGAUCAGAACAAAUUAUGCUGCUUAUAUGAAAACUGGUACAAUGCAUGAAAAAUAUGAUGUAGAAGCCUGUGGAAAGAUUGGAGGAGGUGGUGAGUACAAACCUCAGACUGGUUUUGGUUGGUCCAAUGGUGUGGUGCUGGCUUUUUUGGAAGAGUUUGGGUGGCCUCAUGACAGGGAAAUAGAUUGCCAGUAAGAGUAGAGAAACUGUGUAGCAGCUUAGUAUAUUUGAGCAAAUUUGAGGUAAUGCAAGUUAUAUAUAGAGCUGCCAUAAAUACAUUGGCAGGGAUCCCUUGAAAGAAAAGGAAGGGAAAAAAACAUCAGCAGGGCAUGUGAACACGUUUGGAUAGCGCAGGACGAUGUCAAGAUAUUACAAGAGAUUGGAGUCUGAAAUGAAGCAAAGCAUAACAUUUGUAAUUGGUAAAGGAAGAUUUUAGUAGUUGGUUGUAUUAUCUUUAUAUCUACUAAGACAGCACAUCCAGUAGUUUGCAUAAGCUGAAUUUUUUCAGCAACAUCUUAUGAAGUUGGUCUUGUGCUUCUGAUGACCGAGCAAAGCUCCAUAAGCAUCAAUUGAAAGCUUCAGCGAUAGCGUCGUUUUCUUA